Molecule: messenger RNA, 1758 nt
Organism: Equus caballus (horse)
Lineage: Eukaryota; Metazoa; Chordata; Mammalia; Perissodactyla; Equidae
Gene: SLC25A31
Product: solute carrier family 25 member 31
Biological process (GO): mitochondrial ATP transmembrane transport; mitochondrial ADP transmembrane transport
Cellular component (GO): mitochondrial inner membrane
Molecular function (GO): ATP:ADP antiporter activity
Source: RefSeq, a predicted model, not a curated record
UGGACACGCCUGCGCAGCUCACAGGGGCCUCGGCUCAGGCGCUGUGGUCUCCCGGCAUCCUGAGCGCCGCUUUCCCGCCAGGUCGGCACUGAAGCGGUUUUCAGCUUCCCUUGGUCGUCUUUCCCGCGCGCGUUUUGAGCUGCUGCCGCUCAUUUUUACGUCCGUCAUCCCACCAUGCAGCGUGAACCUCCGAGGAGGAAGCCGGAGAAGAAGGCAGAAAAGCGGCUCUUUGACGCCACGUCCUUCGGGAAGGACCUGCUGGCAGGCGGGGUCGCGGCGGCCGUGUCCAAGACGGCGGUGGCGCCCAUCGAGCGGGUGAAGCUGCUGCUGCAGGUGCAGGCGUCGUCCAAGCAGAUCAGCCCCGAGGCGCGGUACAAAGGCAUGGUGGACUGCCUGGUGCGGAUUCCCCAGGAGCAGGGUUUCUUCAGUUAUUGGCGUGGCAAUUUGGCAAAUGUUAUUCGAUAUUUUCCGACACAAGCUCUAAACUUUGCUUUUAAGGACAAAUACAAACAGCUUUUCAUGUCUGGAGUUAAUAAAGAAAAACAGUUCUGGAGGUGGUUUUUGGCAAACCUGGCUUCUGGUGGAGCUGCUGGGGCAACAUCCUUAUGUGUAGUAUAUCCGCUAGAUUUUGCCCGAACCCGAUUAGGUGCCGAUAUUGGAAAAGGUCCUGAAGAGCGACAAUUCAAGGGUUUAGGUGACUGUAUCAUGAAAAUAGCAAAAUCAGAUGGAAUUGUUGGUUUAUACCGAGGGUUUGGUGUUUCAGUUCAGGGCAUCAUUGUGUACCGAGCCUCUUAUUUUGGAGCUUAUGACACAGUUAAGGGUCUAUUACCAAAACCAAAGGAAACCCCAUUUGUUGUCUCCUUUUUCAUUGCUCAAGUUGUGACUACGUGCUCUGGAAUACUCUCUUAUCCUUUUGACACAGUUAGAAGACGUAUGAUGAUGCAGAGCGGUGAGGCUGAACGGCAAUAUAAAGGAACUUUAGACUGCUUUGUGAAGAUAUACCAACAUGAGGGAAUCAAUGCAUUUUUUCGUGGUGCCUUCUCCAACAUCCUUCGUGGUACAGGGGGUGCUUUGGUGUUGGUAUUAUAUGAUAAAAUUAAAGAAUUCCUUAAUAUUGAUAUUGGAGGUAGUUCAUCAGGAGAUUAAAUUGAGAAAUGCAUUUAUUUAACUUGUUAAACAUACAAGUUACAUAGCUGAUAUUUGUGUACAUUUUGAUAGUGUGUUAUUAUUGUCAGUAUUUUCUUAAAGUGCUAAGUCUGCAAUAAGGCAUAAGCUUUUUUCAAGGAUUUAAAUACUAAAAAUCAGAUAAAUGUGGGCUUCCUUCCUACUUAGACUUAAACUCACUUUAAUGAGACAUUUUACUUAUUAUAAAUGGUAUAUUUUAUUUCUAUCAGUUUAAAAUCCUUUUCUUUUGUAAUGAAAAAUUAAAAUGUAUAAUGCUAAAAUCUAAGAAAUGAAAGUGUUUUCUUUUAAAAUGCUCUUCUUUUAAUAUAACUGUCUUCCCAUCUUUUAAAAAUCAUAUGAUACAACAAAUAUUUCUUAAAAGUUUAUCAGGAGUUGUCAUCAUUAUAUCUGUGGGCUUAAGUAAGCUUUAUUCUACAACAUCUCUACUAAGACAGUUCAGGUAUUACUAUGUAUAGUGUUCAUGGUAUCAUAGCUUUUAAUAAGCACAGAUUCUAGAUCUGAUCAUAAAAAAUUGAUAAUGACUUUAAUAACACUGUAAACCUGUAGUUGGAAAAUAAAAGAUAUAAAAUGGCA